AUUAUUUCUUUCUUCUCCUUUUUCCCUGUUUUUCUUUCUUUACUGUUCUACAUAAUAAUGUCCACUGUUCAAGUUCAUGAUGAAUGGAUAACUGCAUCCGAUGGUCAGAAACUUUUUACAAAGACAUGGAAACUUUCUUCCACUCCUAAAGCAAACCUCUUGAUUGUUCACGGUUUUGGUGAACAUUGUGCUCGAUAUGAUGCUGUUUGUAGAGUAUUAGCCGAGUCAGGUAUUCAAACCCAUGCUUUUGAUGAACGUGGUUGGGGUGAAACUGGCAAAAAAGAUCAAUCGUUUGGUAACAAUCAAGGGUAUAAAACUGCAUUGAAUGAUAUCAAUGAAGCCGUCCAUCGGACCAAACAAGCCAAUAUCCCAUUAUUUUUAUUAGGUCAUAGUAUGGGAGGAGGUUUGAUUUUGAAUUAUGUGGCUCGUAAGGAUGAAUUUGAUGGUGUAUCCAAACUCAAUGGCGUCAUUGCAUCUGCUCCCUUGGUGAUCUUGACCAAACCAGUCUCUCCUUUGAAAUAUUAUCCUUUGAAAUUGGCCUCUUAUAUUACUCCAAGUUUUGGUAUUCGUGCCGAUAUGGAUCCCUCUUUCAUGAGUCAUGAUCAAGAUGAAAUUGAAAAAUAUAAAAAUGAUCCCUUGAUCCAUGAUUAUGCUACCAUUGGCACUGUUGGUAGUUUUUUGGAUGCUGGCAAGAAUUUAUUGAAUAUUGGAUCUAAUAUCACACUACCUAUUUUGUUUUCACAUGGUGAUGAGGAUCCCGUCAAUUCUCAUGAAGCAACUCAACGUUUGUACCAUAUCACUUCAAGCACCGACAAGGAAUUCAAAUCUUGGGAAGGACUUUAUCAUGAAUUACACAAUGAACGGAAAGAAGAUCGAGAAAAAGUCAUUGAAUAUUAUGCAAACUGGAUCAACAAACAUCUAUAGGACCAUCAUUCUCGUUUUGUUUAUUUGAAUAGUUCUUUUUUUUUUUUUU
This is a messenger RNA of Halteromyces radiatus, 973 nucleotides long. Its product is annotated as Alpha/Beta hydrolase protein. The record is from RefSeq and is a predicted model, not a curated record. The transcript is spliced from 5 exons. Gene Ontology annotation, cellular component: membrane. Lineage: Eukaryota; Fungi; Mucoromycota; Mucoromycetes; Mucorales; Cunninghamellaceae. The coding region runs from base 58 to 924 and encodes 288 amino acids. Gene Ontology annotation, molecular function: lipase activity.